UUUUUUAUGAUAAAGUUAUGUUAUUUUUAUUUACUGUCAUUCACAAUGUCGUAUAAUAUACGAUUAAUUAAGGAUCAUAGAGGAGUUUCUGAUCUAGCUGAGUAAAUUUAUAAUGGUGCAGUCUCACAAUGCGAAUUCUUUUCAGUCUCAAAUUAUUUGGACCAGAGCCAAACCUUCUGAAUCAUUGGAAGUGGACGUAUAGUUACCUGUAGGAUACCUGUAUAGGAUGAUUAUUGGCUCUGAUGGUGAUGUAGAGUUGACAAGAUAAACUUUGCCGUUAUAUAAAGGCUCAUUAUUAAUUUGAAGAAGACCAGUUUGCUUCACAACUGCAAGAAUAGCCUCAUUCAGAUUGAAAACAGUCUUUGAUAUAAUAUUUGCUUUUCAGCAGUGUUACCUUGAAUUAUACUGACUACUGGUCGGGGACCAUCAAAACCGGACAACCAUCAAACCGUGACGGUCGCAAAAAUAACUGAUUUAGAUUUUUUUUCUUUGUUCAGUGGUUGUCAGUCAGCCAUGCACCUUUUUAUCACAAUAAAUACAUGUUUCUUCUAUAAGUACUUAAAUUUAUUUCAACUUACAUAAAUGGUAAUUUCAAGAAAGUUGACUUGGAAAAUUUGGACGUCAAUAGUGCAAUAUCUGACCUCUUGUACUAACUAUAGUCAUUUGCAGUGCAAACAAUAAAUAUAAAAAAAAAUCAGCAUUUGUUGCUAAAAUAUUGUAUCAUGUUAAGAAUAUAAAAUAAAAACACCUUACUACUUAUCUUGAUUAAAGUUACAAUAUCUGUCCGGACACAUAAUCGGACAUGGUACUGUAGUGUGGACAAUUAAGGUAAUUUUUAUAUAAAUAAACUGGCUUGUUAGUUAGGAGAAGAACCUUAAGCUGUAAUGUGUCAAAUUCUUUGGAUCUCUAGCUUUAAAAUAAAGGAAUUUGCAUGGAAAAAUGUUUAAAAAGUGUCCGGUUGAUGGUUUCCAACCAGUAGAGUUACAGAACCUGUGCUCGACCAAUACUUCUAUUUGCGUUAAAGUGGAAAAACCCUAUGAGUUUGUGUGUGCUAUUUGUGCCUGACCAGUAACCUCUACACCAUGUACAAGUACUCCAAGUUUGGUGGAAGAUUGGCCUUUUGCAGACAAUAUUAAACAAUAUCUAGAAGAGACCUUGCACCAGUGGAUUAACAUUAGAUUGAUAGUCCAUUUAUUUGGAUUUUACAUCCUGGUUCCCUUUACAACAGCAGUCCAUUAAUUUGGAUUUUACUUACUGGUUCCCUUUACAUGCUGUUGCAAGGAACAUGGCAGAACCAGAACUUAAGCGGUUUGGAAAUAGUUCACAGCCUAGCACGUCAGACCUUGUGAAAACUGUAUACAAAAAAUUUUCUGGAAAAACAACAAAAGAAGAGGGAAACACAUUGAAAGAUGAGGUCUUACCGGAGAUAGAGAAAGCAGACGAUAUUAACAAGUCGGAAGAAUUCUCUGAAUCGGACAAUGAGCUAUGUGGCGACAUUCUUCAAAUCAGAGAGGAGUUUGAUUUGAUUGAGACAAUUAAUGAUGACACAGUAACAUUCAAAGAGACUGAAGAUAAACUUCCAAGGUUAAAGAAACAAGAAGACAUUGAACUCACCUCAAAGACUCUUGAAGAAUUCAUUGGCAAGUCAGAUGUUGGUGUUAAAUGGAAAGAAAACUUACAAUCGCAUAAUGGUUCAAACCAGAAACCUUAUAUUCCUACUGAUGAUAUUGCCUUUCCCGACAAAAAAGCUGAAAACAAAGACAACUGUUUAACAGAAGUGCAUGGUCAAAUCAAUGAUGUAGAAAGAAUGGAACUUGAUUACAGUUUAAAUGCUGUUGGUGAAAGCAAGACUUCUUUAGAACCUGUCAUUGUUUCAGUUGCUAAAAGCAACCCUAUGUCAAAGCAAAAUAAAGUUUGCUUAAGUAAUGAUUUGUUUGGUAAUGCCAAUGAUUUGUUUGGUAUAGGUAAUGUUUUUGUUGGUAAAGGUAAUAUUUCGGUUGGUAUAGGCAAUGCUCUUGUUGAUAAUUCCAAUGCAUUGUUUGAUAAUGGUAUUGUUUCUGUUGGUAAUGCUUCUGGAAAUGGCAAUGCCACGGUUGGUAUACAACCAGAUGAUCAGUCAAAUACUCUGCCAAGUCUAAAUCCUUACAAGUCGAUGCCCCAGAAGCCACCAGAUCCUGCACAAUAUACAAUAAGCCCUGAACUGAGGGAAGCUUUGCAGGCAAAUUUGCGUAUAAAAUCUGAGCAAACAAGAAGGGCCUUACAGGAGAGAUUUCACCCAUACAAACAGCAAAAGGACAAAUCUAAAAAAUUUCAAACAUCCCUUCCCAUACUUCCGGAGUUUGAAUAGUAUUUCGGUGGCCGGUUUUUGAGUUUAUUUGAUAGUGUAACAUCCUAUGCACCAAUGAAUGAAUCUUUGUCAAACUUGGCAUUAAGCAUGUUUAUAUUGUUGUGUGUUAAAUUUGUAGGGUUUCUUUUUUAAAUGGGUGAUAAAAAUGAAAAACAAAAAAAGAAACCUUUGGGUCAAUAUCUCCCCUUGAAUUUGUGGAAUGAUUUUCACUAAACUUGAUAUACAUAUAAUUGUGGAAUGGUUAUUUCCAAAGUUUAUAAACAGACCUUAAUAAUUUAUAAAAUGAUUUAAUAUCAGAUUAAAGAUUAAUUUACUCUAAAGACAAUACAAUUUAAUACAAGAUAACUACAGUAAAAGAAUAUCUAAAACUACAGUAAAAGAAUCUAGAUAUUAUAUAGACUGGCACCAAAUUUAUUGAACAGGUUAAAUAAAAUUAUAUAAUGUAAGCAUAAUGAUAUUUUAUUCAUGGAGUUAAUUAAAUUUAGCAAUAAAGCUACAUAAAUAUGAUAUUAUAUUCAUCACAUAUCCAAAAUAAGUGCUGUGUACUGUAAAAAUGAAUCACUUUUUUAUUGAGAUGCCUAACACAUAGCACGUCUUUAAACUCUGUUUGUAUAAUGCAAAUGAUGUAAUGUAAAUAUAUGCACAGUUUUUACAUAGUCACAAAAGUGGCACAGAUAUGUGAUAAAUCUAAUUUUGGAAGAACUUUGUAAGAUGUUAUUAGAAACUACUUAAAAGAUAUACUAUGCUCAAAUAUGAUAUCAGAAAAUAUGAAUAUUUGCUAUACAGUCUCUUUGUAAAUAUGAAAUAAACAUGUUUUGACUUCACACAAAGUUGAUAUGUCAUGUUGUCAACUCUAAGCACUAUAGGUCAUCACAGUAUGGAUAUAUAGUGCCGUUAAAAAACUGGCAGUUUUUUAAGAAAAGACCAACUUUACUUGUCCUAUAAUACAGAACGUGACAUCAAAUGCAUAGUUUAUAUAUUUAUUUAUUUAUUUUUUAGCUCGACUAUUCGAUAAGAAUAAGUAGAGCUAUUGUAGUCACCCGAGCGUCGGCGUCUGCGUCGGCGUAACCACUUAUGUUAAAGUUUUUGUAAUAGUUCAAAUAUUUUCAAAGUCCAUUGACAUAUGGCUUUGAAACUUUGCACACUUGUUCACCAUCAUUACCCCAACCUGUAGACAGGAGGAGGUAACUGUAUCAAGCAUUUUGACAGAAUUAUGCCCCUUUUUCGACUUAGAAUUUACGUUAAAGUUUUUGUAAUAGUUCAAAUAUUUUCAAAGUCCAUUGACAUAUGGCUUUGAAACUUUGCACACUUGUUCACCAUCAUUACCCCAACCUGUAGACAGGAGGAGGUAACUGUAUCAAGCAUUUUGACAGAAUUAUGCCCCUUUUUCGACUUAGAAUUUACGUUAAAGUUUUUGUAAUAGUUCAAAUAUUUUCAAAGUCCAUUGACAUAUGGCUUUGAAACUUUGCACACUUGUUCACCAUCAUUACCCCAACCUGUAAACAGGAGGAGGUAAUUGUAUCAAGCAUUUUUUUUUUACUAUCAAGCACUAAGAAUAGUCGAGCGUUGCUGUCCUACCGACAGCUCUUGUUUAUUCAAAUUAGACAUAUUCAGUAAGAAUUUCAUAGGUUUUAAUAAAUUUCUUCGAUUAAACUAUUUUACUCAAAAAUGAGCAUAGUAUAUCUUUAAACCCUUUUCAUGCUGCAGGAGCCUAAAGUGACUAGUAUAGAGCCAGGCUGGCCUACAUACCUGUGUAGUCUGAACAGCUCCUAUAAUGUUGGUAGCUCAAUUUUUGUAUAUUGAAAAUAAAAUCCCUAAAACUCUAGCUAGCAUCUUCAAUAGUUAGUUAAACUAAAGUUAAAAAAAUCUAUGUACUCAUUAGUUGAUAUGAUAGCAAAUUGAUAGUAUAUUUUUGAAUUACUACUUAUAUAGUACAGUUUGAGUAUAUUAUAUCCAGUUUUUGUGGAAAUGAAAUACUCUAAGAUCCCAAGAGAAUAUUUAUUUUCUGUAUAUUGUAUAUAUUAUAAAAUUAUGGAUGAUAUAAAUGUAUUAUGUCCUUAUGUUUUUCAUAACAUUACAAUAAAUUGUAGGGUGAAAUAGUGGAUGGAUCCCCGACCCUAUUUUACCUAUUAUGGGGACAAUAAACGGAGUUACCUAUUGGACUUCAAAAAAAUAAUAAAAUAAAAUAGAUAAAAUCCCUAAACCUUUGAAUAGACAGUUCCAAAAAUGGAAGCUGGACAAGUCCAUUUUAGUAAUUUAGUAGGUUCAGGGUUAAAUACAUAAUUGAUUGUAAAUUGUUUUUUUUUAAUAGAGAAAAUAAAAGCUGUUGUAUGAUAAGCUGUAAUGUAUUUGUAUAUUCCUGUUUAGUUUGUAUAAUUCUGUAAUCAAUGACUUAUCACAAGACUUUUAUGAUUAUUUCGAUGUUAUAUAACCAUUAUGUAUAGAAAUGUAUCUUUAUAUACCCAUGUUUAAAGGAGCUCCACUUUGGUAAGAAAAAAUAGCCUAAAACAUCAAUUUUGAAAUUCUUACUUAGAUGAAGUGAAGCACUUCAUUGGAAAAACCUGCAAAAGGUUAUUAAUAAAGAAAUCAAAAGAGAUUGAUUGUUGAUUUUUUCUGCAAUUCUUUGCCCAUUUUGAGCCAAAAGCCUUCAAAAGGUUUUUCAUUUUUGGGUCAUUUUGCACUAUAAGAAUGUUUGUUCUGGAAGAACUGGUGAGAGAAUGUGGAGUCCCUUUAAUACAACAGCACUUUUUGUGAGAAUGUUAAUUUUUAUAAAAAGUUGUAAACAGAUUGUUACAUGUAAUAAAAAGAAUCUGACAUUUAUUUUCCUUGGAUAUAAUCAGAGAUUGUCAAUUGUCAAAAUAAAAUUUUUCCUGAGCUUGUUUCAAAAAAGAAAAGUUAUAGUAUUAAUCAUAGUUUAAGUCAGAUCCUUUAAUGUAUGAAAACAUUCUGUCCAUUCAGAAGUGAUAUUUAUUUACAUACCUGUAUAUUGUAUUCAGAAGUCCAUUGGUUCACAUUGCUAUUUCGAUUUCGAGCAAGGUGGAUUGAUGUUUGCAGUGUAUAAAGCAUGUUUUUAUCUAGGAAAUGAUAUCUUGUCCUCUUUCUUACGUCAUAGAAUUUGCUAUUUGUUGGCCUGCACUUUUAGCUCAACAGUGAGAGCAUAAAACUACUAAUCUAAGAGUCGCAAGUUUGAUCCUUUGGGUUGGUGUACUACGAUUUCACUUAUAUUCGUGGGCAUGAAAUUUCGUGGUUUUAAUCAAAACAGGCAUUUUCGUGGGUUCUUAAUUUCGUGGAUUUUCAAUGUUUUGUAAAAAAAUAUAAUAAUACAUAUUUUUACAUAUCACACAGCGCUUGUCAAUAAAUUUUAUCCUCGCCUCUGGGCAUUCAUUACACAAAAAUCGGCGGAAAAGCGCCGAUGCAGGUUUGUAAUAUAUAGAAUAGAGACAUGGCAAGAAUUAUUUAUUGGUAUAAAAUUUUGUCUGAUCUUAAAAUUUGUGGAUUGACCUACCCACGAAAAUUUGUGCCCCACGAAUAAUAAUAAUUUUACAGUAAUUUAUACUUUGUGACAAUUGAUCUUGGACAUUGUGUUUAAUAAUGGUUGUUUUGUCUCUCACGGCUGAGAUAUUCAGAAAUCAUGUUGGUCACUUGUGGUGAGGUUAGUUCAUCAUCCAGGAAAGCCAAUUUGGUGGAUCUUAAGGAGAUGUAACCAAAAUCAUGUGUUAAAAUUGGCAUAAAAAAUAAAAGAGAAAAGAAAACAAGAAUAAUAACUGCUGUUUGGCCUUAUAUUUGCAUGUACAUUUUAUUUAUAUUGAAUAAGAUAAAUUUUGUCAUGGACUGUAAAUUAUUUAAUAAGAUUUUUGAUGAAUUAAAUAAGUUGAAGCAGGACUAUAACCAGCUCUACUGGCUAAUUUUCAUUACUACAUGUAACAUGUAUAGAACGUUUUUGCCUUAGGGGCACCUGAGGUCUCUCUUCACCAUUAAAGCUGGAAAGUCCCCAUAUGACCAAUUUUGUGUUGGUGCAACCUCAAAUCAAACCAGAGAGAAAAAAAAAAUGCUUUUAUUAUAAGUGUGGACUUGUAUCUAUGUACAUGUAAUGUUUAUUAAUUGUGUAUGAAUGAUUUAGUGUUGUAUUUGUGUCACAUGUGCUGGGAUAACUCUUCUUUAUGAAGGUGAUUAAGGUAUUUAGAAGAAAAAGUUUCAUGUGUGGAAUUGUUAAUUACUUUGAUGAAGAUAUUGGCAUGAAGCAACUUGGAAAAAUGUUUGUAACAUAAUUUUGUACAGUAUCUAGAUACCCAUACCAGUGCAACUUAGAAUAUUUUCUGUAGCAAAAUUUUGUUAAAUACCUUGAUUACCAUGCUGGUGAUUGUACCAUUUAAAUAAUUUUCUAUAAUAUUAUUGAGCCGUGUCAUGACAAAACCAACAUAAUGCAUUUAUGACCAGCAUGGAUCCAGACCAGCCUGCAGACCUGCGCAGUCUGAUCAGGAUCCAUGCUGUUCGCUAUCAGUUUCUCUUCUUGUAAUAGAGUUGGUAUGCAAACAGCAUGGAUCCUGAUCAGACUGCGCGGAUGUUGGUUUUGUCGUGACACGGCUCAAUUUUGUUAAAUAUUUGGAACACCAUAUUUGUGAUGUUAAAGGAACUCCACUAAGGUCCUAAAACAUAAAAUUUCAAAUUUCUAACAUAGAUAAGCUGGGGCACUAUUUCUAACAUAGAUAAGCUGGGGCACUUAAAACAGAAAGAUAUGCAAAAGAUAGAAAUGCAAUAUAUUCAGAAAUGAAUUGAAACUCGAAUUGUUUUGCUAUUCAAAGCCAAAUUUUAGUGAAAAGCAUUGCAAUGCUUUUUAAUUUUUGGUCAGUUUUCACAAUUGGAAUUAUUAUUCUAUAAAUGGGGAGUGAGCAAAUGAUCUUAAAUUUAGCACCCCAGUUUACUGGUCUAGAUCUACAUGCAAUGGAACAUUAAUCACGAAAAAUUAUUUCCAAUACUGUCAUAUUUAAACACCUUAGUGGAGUUCCUUUUAAACUUAGAAUAUUUUCUGUAGCAUAGUUUUGUUAAAAUACCAUAACACCAUGUUAGUGAUGAAUAUCUUGAAAAUAAAAUCAUUUUGUGAAACAGUGAUUCUAUCAAGUGUUACUGUUAGUGAAAAUAUUUUUUAUUCAUAAUUAAUUUUUAGCUCACCUGACAGGGUGAGCUUUUGUGAUCGCUUUUCGUCCGUCGUCCGUCCGUCGUCCAUCCGUCCGUAAACUUUUACUUUAAAUGACAUCUCCUCAUAAACCACUAAGCCAAUUUCAUCCAAACUUCACAGGAAUGUUCCUUUGGUGGUCACCUUUAAAAAUUGUUCAAAGAAUUUAAUUCCAUGCAGAACUCUGGUUGCCAUGGCAACCGAAAGAAAAAACUUUAAAUAUCUUCUUUUAAAAAACCAUAAGAGCUAGAGCUGAGAUAUUUGGCAUGAAACAUCUUCUAGUGAGUGUCUACCAAGUUUGUUCAAAUAAAAGCCCUGGGGUCAAAAUUGGUCCCGCCCCGGGGGUCAUUGAUUUUCCCUAUAUGCAUAUAGUAAAAACUUAAAAAAUCUUCUUUUAAAGAACUCAAAGAGCUAUGGCUAAGAUAUUGAGCAUCAAACAUGUUCUAAUAGGUGUCUACGAAGUUUGUUCAAAUAAAAGCCCUGGGGUCAAAAUAGGCCCCGCCCCAGGGGGUCAUUGAUUCUCCCUAUAUGCAUAUAGUAAAAACUUAAAAAAUCUUCUUUUAAGGAACCAAAAGAGUUAGAGCUAAGAUAUUUAGCAUGAAACAUGUUCUAAUAAGUGUCUACCAAGUUUGUUCAAAUAAAAGCCCUGGGGUCAAAAUUGGCCCCGCCCCGGGGGGUCAUUGAUUUUCCCUAUAUGCAUAUAGUAAAAACUUAAAAAAUCUUCUUUUAAAGAACUCAAAGAGCUAUGGCUAAGAUAUUGAGCAUCAAACAUGUUCUAAUAGGUGUCUACGAAGUUUGUUCAAAUAAAAGCCCUGGGGUCAAAAUAGGCCCCGCCCCAGGGGGUCAUUGAUUCUCCCUAUAUGCAUAUAGUAAAAACUUAAAAAAUCUUCUUUUAAGGAACCAAAAGCGUUAGAGCUAAGAUAUUUAGCAUGAAACAUGUUCUAAUAAGUGUCUACCAAGUUUGUUCAAAUAAAAGCCCUGGGGUCAAAAUUGGCCUGGCCCCGGGGGGUCAUUGAUUUUCCCUAUAUGCAUAUAGUAAAAACUUAAAAAAUCUUCUUUUAAAGAACUCAAAGAGCUAUGGCUAAGAUAUUUAGCAUCAAACAUGUUCUAAUAGGUGUCUACCAAGUUUGUUCAAAUAAAAGCCCUGGGGUCAAAAUUGGCACCGCCCCGGGGGUCAUUGAUUUUCCUUAUAUGUGUAUAGCAAAAACUUAAAAAAUCUUCUUUGAAAAAACCCAAAUAGCUAGAGUUAAGAUAUUAAGCAUGAAACAUCUUUAAGUGAGUGUCUACAAAGUUUGUUCAAAUAAAGGACCUGGGGUCAAAAUUGGCCCAGCCCCGGGGGUCAUUGAUUUUCUUUAUAUGUGUAUAGCAAAAACUUAAAAUCUUCUUUGAAAAAACCCAAAUAGCUAGAGUUUAGAUAUUAAGCAUGAAACAUCUUCUAGUAAGUGUCUACAAAGUUUGUUCAAAUAAAAGCCCUGGGGUCAAAACUGGCCCGGCCCCAGGGGUGUCAUUAUUUUUAACUAUAUGUGUAUAGUAAAAACUUUAAAAAAAUCUUCUUUUAAAAAAGCCCAAUGAGCAAGAGCUUAGAUGUUUAGCAUGAAACAUCUUCUUAUGGGUGUCUACCAAGUUUGUUCAAAUAAAAGCCCUUGGGUUAAAUUGGCCCUGCAACGUUGGGGGGGGGGGGCUAUAUACAGGUGAGCGACCUCAGGGCCAUCAUGGCCCUCUUGUUUAAAGUCUUAGUAUAAGUAAAUUAUCAAUGAUGUGUUUGUAAAUUAUUAGUGAUUCUGAAAAUUAAAAAUAUUUUACAAUAUUGUAUUGAGUUAUAGUUAAAAAAAACUGAUGUGUCAGCUUUAUGAAUAAUACAAUAUGGAAUAUGCAUUCACUUAUUAGAAUUUUAUUUGUAGGAAAUAAAAUAAAAUGAAAAUAAACAUAACAUACUAUGAGGCAAAUUCUUUUAUACAUGUAUCUUUGAUCUUUUUGUGCUUAUGUAGAAAUUAGUACAUGUAGUAAAUAAAACUGAGAAUAGAAA
Messenger RNA from Ruditapes philippinarum (Manila clam), 9546 nucleotides. RefSeq lists its product as uncharacterized. NCBI's taxonomy places the organism in Eukaryota, Metazoa, Mollusca, Bivalvia, Venerida, Veneridae. The transcript is spliced from 7 exons. The record is from RefSeq and is a predicted model, not a curated record. The coding region runs from base 1286 to 2347 and encodes 353 amino acids.